AUGGAGAAAGAAACUCUAUUGAUCGAUUGUGAUGGUGUAUUGUUUCCUGAAUCUGCUUUACCAAUAGCAAAGAUUACUCAAUCUCUGAAAAAUGCUGCAUUAAAAAUUGGAUAUUCUGCUGCAGAUAUCAAAGAAGCUCGGAAAAAGGCCGAAAAAAAUCAAGAACUUGGGCUAUUCAACUCAAUAUGGGAACUAUCUGGUAAAGAUAUUGAAAGGUUUGAAAGUAUAUGCUCUGAAGCAUUUAAAACAAUUGACUAUAGCAAAAUCAUUUCAAACAGAAAAUUGUAUGAUUUGUUAAAGAAUGCAUCUGAAUAUUAUAAUAUAUUUAUAGCUACUAACAAUCAUUUACUGCAUUUUCGCAAAGUUUUCGAAAGAUUAUUUGAGAUGGAAUUCAGUGAUGAUUGUUUUAUAACAUGUAUUGAUAUAACUCAGACAUUAGAUAAUGGAUGCUUCCAUCCAAAGCAGUCAAUAGAUGGUUUGAAGAUAUUCGCAAGAGUUGCUAAGACUAGACCGGAAAUGUGCAUACUGCUGGAUGAUAGUUCAAUAAAUAUUCAAAGAGCCAAGAAAAUUAAUAUGAAAAGUAUGGAAAUUGGUUUAGUUCAAAAUCUUGAAUUUUGUUUAAAGGAGCUACUUUCAUCUCAGAUGUCGAGAAUAAAAGUUUAG
This is a messenger RNA of Trichomonas vaginalis G3, 663 nucleotides long. Its product is annotated as HAD-like family. The transcript has a single exon. NCBI's taxonomy places the organism in Eukaryota, Parabasalia, Trichomonadida, Trichomonadidae. The coding region runs from base 1 to 663 and encodes 220 amino acids. The record is from RefSeq and is a predicted model, not a curated record.